AUGGGCGACCACAACACGGCCGGCGAGGUAGCCCUCGUGCGCGCCGUGAGAGCUCUCGACCAAGACGAUUUUGAUUCCCUCCCCGACCGGCUCGAGCGCAUAUGGGACACGCUGUCAGGCUACUCCGGCGGCAACUUCCACGCCGCCGAGGAGAUGCUAGUGCGCUGGCUGUUAAAGAACAUGACGGGAACAACAGAGAACGCUGAGCGUGUGCGUCGCUUCCCCCGCACGUGGGAUAUCCUCGGCGCCGUCUUCUCUCUGAUCCCGCUCUUCUCCCUGGCCAAGUCGCUGGCCGACCGUCGCUUUGUCCCGAUCCUACAGCAGACCCUCAAGGACAUUGCGAGUCCUCAAGAUGGGACACAACCUGCAAAGGAGGCCAAUUCGGACACGGAUAUGGCGGAUGAACCUGCCCCUCAGAGCCCGGCGAACCCGCGGAAGAGGAAACGUCCUUCGUCUGGCUUCGAUCUGGCUACCCGGCGGCAGCCCGGUGCCUGUCUGGAGACUGCUGAGGCCGUGUUUGACGCCGUCACAACUCUCCUAGCUCGCUGCGAGAUGCUGUCGGUCGAUAAACCAACUAUGCAGCGCAUGGGAGCCGAACACGUCAAGUCGUUAUUCUCAUCAGCUGCUUCCGAGGCCAUGGACAUCCUGGCUCCCUGGCUAACGGUCUGCGGUCUUGCUCUGGACAGGCCAUCGGUGUCUGGGGAGACGAUUGGCAACCAGUCUUCGUGGCUGUCAACCUUCUCAGCCCUAUGGGACCUCCAUAUCCAAAGCGCCGGUGAUGCCUCUGAAGUGGCUACCCAUCUGUCUGGUACCGCAUUGAAACUGCUUGGCAAGCUGAUGGGCAUUCCGCGGCAGACGGCUCUCAGUGUUGACACCGUAGUGCGCGACCGUUGGACUCGGGACCUGCGUCGCUUUUUGAUGCGUAACCUCAUUCUUCCUGCUCGGGCAGCCUUCUUGACCCGAGACAGCAGGGAGGUGAUUGAGGUUACUGUUGCCAUGGCUAGCGCUUCUGCCCAAAUCAGCUUCCCAGUUCUGUUUGAUCUGGCUAGCCGGAUCCCAGUUGAGUUUGGUGGCAAGACCUCCAAGAAAGAUUACGAGACCUGGAUCCAAGCCGUUUUUGAUGCCAUCUUGCAUGCCUGUAAGAACGUCAAUCGCCAGAACGCGCAGUCGGCGGUUCGGACGAUCAUGGAUAUGGCCGCUGAAAAGAACAUCGCUUUGUCAGCUGCCAGUUUGCGGACGUUGUGUCAGGAUUAUGCUCUUCGUUCUGGUGCUGAGACACAUGAUUGGAGCUUGUUGUUAUCACUCAUCAAGCUCAAUCCAGAUGUAUUUCUGGUGUCAGAAGAAGGAAAGCAACUGCUUGACAAGGUCCUGGAGAAGACGCGCGAUGCAGACUCGUUCAGCCCCGAAGAAUUCGAGCGAGCCGCACGCUUCAUCGUCCUCCUUGCCGAUGGCUACGCCCAAGCCCGCGAGCUAUCAACCUUCGUCCAUCUUUGGCUCAAGCACCUUGCGCCAGCCAAGGCCAAGCGUCCUCUCCAACCCCUAUGGGCACAACGAGAGCUGGCUGACACCGUCGCGCGGUUGAUCCAGUCGUCUCUCAAUACCAACCAGCUCGUCGAUCUCCUGGACUGGCUCGCAUCCCAAGCCCAGCCCGCCGAAGCUCUUGCCCGGAUCCAUGUCAUCGAGGCCAUCUCCAACGGCGUCUCGCUAGAGGAGUACGUCGACAUAGCAAACAUGAAAGCCUUUGACGUCGCCUUCGCAGAGAAAUACUCCAAGAAGGAGUCGGCACCAAUCGCUGCUUGCCGGUGGACUGUCGCUGCCAAGACGAUUGCCCGCGGAACACUUGAUGAGGCCAACCGGGUCUGGGGCCAGAUCCGGUCGGAUGUGAAGAACGUACUCAAGAAGGGGGCUGUGGAGAGGCAGGAUACGUUUGCUGCGUUUCGGUGUUGUGUCGCGGCGUGGUUGGCGAACCAUCCUGGUGGGGAGAAUGAGGAGGAUGCAGCUAAGCUGGUGUGUGGAUUUGUUGAGAGGCUAGAGAAGGAGGAGAAGGAGGAGAAGGAGAAAGAGGAGGAGGAAGAGGGGAUGAAGGUUGAUUCGGUUGAGGGGAAGCGUGAUAGCAUCCCAGCUAGUAUAUUGGCUUUGGUGACGGCUCAUGGGAGAGAAGAUGGUAAUACUGGUCCAGCAACCUGCGUUGCUCGCUUGCUUCUUGAUCGGGAGAGCAAUGUCAACAACCAGAAGCUUAUGGACUCGUUGCUCGAGACCAUGAUUUCACUGGUCGACACUUCUAAGAGUGGCAAGACAGGCAAUGCGACGAAGAUCGCCAUCCAAUUCUUGCUGGACACGCCCAUCGAGACACUGAGCCGUCCGCAGCGUGAAGCCAUCAUGAAGGCCCUGGUCGCUCAUCUCCCUGAAGAGUCGGACAAGGUUAAGACCAUUGGUCCCGAGUAUUGGAGGCCUGUUCUCAGCCUCAUGGUCAAACUGAUGAGCAGGCCAACGUUCUAUGAGGGAAUGAACUUUUCGCACUUGAAUGCCAUAGGACGGUGUCUUCUCGAGGAAUACAAGCGUUCAAAUCGCCUCUCCCGAGAAGGACUUACCGAUGAUGCCUCGAGGAACGAGGAUCUGUUCCAGUUAUUCUACCAAUUGGCGGUGCUAACCAUCAGGCAGAUGGCUAACGCCAACAUCGAGGAGCGCGAGAAGGUCUACCUUCGGGGUGCCUCCUCUCUGUUGCAAAGUCCAUGCCAGGGCUCUGAGGUCAUUGCGCGUCUGAUCCUUCUACAGGCCUUCCUCACAGGAGUUCAGGAACCUGCAGUGAAGAAGCUGGAGGAAGAGGACGUUAGUCUCGCUCAGAUCAGGAAGACCCUCGUCCAGACCGCAUCUCCGGUCAUUAUGACCAAGAAGAAGCACACCAAGGAGCUGCUCACUCUCCUCACGGCACUGACGGCUGUGAGUACCCUGGACCGCGAAGCCGUGAGGGAAGCAUUUUCUGGUGCUGUGCCUUCGCUGUUGGAAACUAGUGACAAUCUGCUGGGUAAUGGCAUGCAGGCCGGCUGGGAGGUCCGCAUGUUCCUGGCGAACUACUUCCCUGAGGCGUUGGUGUCCCCAUUGAAGGCUACUAAGGCGGCUGCCCCUGAAAAAUUGGAGGGUGGAGAUGGGGAGAAAGCAGAAGCCAGCCUAGCCGGUCCGACACUCGGGAAGCUUUCGCUCCUCCGGUAUGUUGACGCUGUGGUUCGCGGUGCUGAUGAAACUCAGAAGCUGGAGUAUCUGAGAGAACUGCUGCUGGAAGAAGAAGGCCAGGGUGCACUUGGCCGGCUGCUGGUCAUCUACCGGUUGAUCCAGCAUCUCAAGGGUACCGGCCCCUCCCAAGACCAAUCUUGCUUCGACCUCUCCCAAGCGCACACUCUCCUUUGCAAACGCCUCCUGCCCUCCCUCCCCCGCCCCUCCCACUUAGCCCUCCUCUUCAAAUCCAUCCAUCUCAUCCUCGACCAGAACCCGACCUGCAUGACCCAAUGGAACAUCGACCACACCCUCAGCACUGUCGCCUGCACAGCCGUUCACGCCAACGCCACACACACAGCUUACCCACACCUCUGUCGGCUCGUCGAGAUGGUGCUAAAGCGCCAUCGGAAGCGGCUUGAUGGGCAUUUUCAUAACCUGUUGGCUGCCUUGGGCGGGUUGUUGAAGUUGUUGCUUACUAAGCCGCCGCCGGCCGAGGAGGAGAACAUUGCUGGGACAGAUGGGGCCAAGGAUCUGUGGGAGAAGCAUGCCCGGCUGUUUGCGCGAUUGCUGACGCUUGUGUGUGAGCCGACCGUUGCGUCGGUGACGAGGUCUUCUGGUCCGGGGACUGUUAUUGCUACUACUACGCAUACACAUGAGGGCGAUGAUGGUGAAGAGGGGAACAACAACGCGAGUGGGGCAAACGCUGUCAUGUUGGGUCCGCUCGACUCGGAGAAGGAUCGGGCUCGUCGCUAUGCGGGGCAGUACAUGUACACGGUGGUGAUGCAGUAUAUCCGGCUGCAGCUGGAUACGUCGGCCAAGAGGAGGGUUAUCACGCAUCGUGUGCGUGAGGCACUAGAGAGCGGGAUGUACUCGGUGCUAGAUGUCACGACACAGGAUGGGCUAAGGAUAUUGAAUGAUGGGUUGGAUGGGAGUGGGAGGGUGGUGUUUAAGGAGUUGUAUAAGAGGUAUCAGCGGUUUGGGAAGUGGAGUGGUGUGUGA
Messenger RNA from Thermochaetoides thermophila DSM 1495, 4212 nucleotides. RefSeq lists its product as uncharacterized. The transcript has 6 exons. Gene Ontology annotation, cellular component: nucleolus. Lineage: Eukaryota; Fungi; Ascomycota; Sordariomycetes; Sordariales; Chaetomiaceae. Gene Ontology annotation, biological process: ribosome biogenesis. Bases 1 to 4212 code for a protein of 1403 amino acids. The record is from RefSeq and is a predicted model, not a curated record.